AUGACCGACGUAGAGAGAAUGGUGUUGCGACCAAAUCACGAAGGCGAGCAAUGUCCAGUGUGUGGGGACAGAGUAUCCGGAUAUCAUUAUGGCCUUUUAACAUGUGAAAGUUGCAAGGGCUUCUUCAAACGCACAGUCCAAAACAAAAAGCAAUAUCAAUGCUCAGCAGAUGCCAACUGUCAUGUAGAUCGGACGUGCCGGAAACGAUGCCCAAGUUGUCGGUUUCAGAAAUGUUUAACGAUGGGAAUGAAAAUGGAAGCGGUACGUGCCGAUAGGAUGAGAGGUGGAAGAAACAAGUUUGGCUCGUUUUACAAAAGGGACCGAGCACAUCGGUUACAGAGGAAUGCAAUGAGAGUUACAGUAAUACCAUCAUCUGGUGUCACAUCACAACCACAAACAUUUUACACACCCGCAGAUCAUCAAGUUUCGAGCAGUACAACUGACCAAAAUACGCACAUUCAUUAUUAUGAUCAAACAAAAGUAAAAACUGAAUUCAUCAAGACAGAAUAUGACGCACAUCUUCAAAGCCCAACAUUAUCUAGCAGCACUAACCAACAAAUUUCCGAUUUCAUUAUGCGCCCAGGAUAUUUGGUAGAUCAUCAAGAUAGCAUUGCAGCACUUCUCAACACCACAAAUGAGGAUCAUCUCAUUCGCUUCCCAACCACAUACCCACUCGCCGAGGUGAAGCAAGAGCCAUUCGACUACAGUGAGCAUCACUUUGUACAUCAUCCACUUCUGGAGUACCAAGGAUACACAUCCACUGCCAACUACGCUCCAAUGAUGCCAAUUCCAACAGUUACCACCGCUCAAUCAGUAGUGACAUCCACUUCUUCCAGCACCACCGGAAGAGUUUCCGAGCCAACCAGAACAUCGCCAGUUCUUCCACUGUGCCCAGCACCAACUGAGAAGACAGUAGAUCACUUUUACAACAGCAACAUGGCUGAGAUGUGCAAGACCCUUCCAGAUGAUUCUCAAAUUAUCAGAAUAUUCAAUGCCGCUAAGGGAAUGAAGGGAGAAGCGCACUCUUUUGCAGUUACCGUAGCCGACGAGAACUUGAAAGUGAUUGUCGAUUGGGCAAAGAACAACCAAUUGUUCGGCAAGCUCCAGUUGGAUGAUCAAAUGAAUCUUCUGCAAACAUCAUGGUCCACUGUACAUCUUGUCGAUAUCACCAAUGCGAUGAUUCACGGAAACCUCAGUCCAACAUACAAAAUCACGACUGGAGAAGAUGUUUCUGUUGGAGCCGUCGCUCUUCUUGGAUACCGACUCUAUGUGAACACCUGGAACGAUAUUGUAAACCGAUUGAGAAACAUGGGAUUCACCAAAUUCGACUACUGCGCUUUCCGCUUCUUGGCUCUCUUCGACCAAUCCAUGGAUCACUUCCAAGCCGUGUCUGCUGCCAGAUCCCGAGUCCUUCAAGCCUGGGCUGAAGUGCGAUGCUCAUUUGUCUCUGGAUUCAUGAGUAUUUUUGAGGAAAUCAGACGACUAUCCCACGAUGCCGUUCGAUAUCUAUGGAGCCUUCAAUCCAACUUCCCAGAGCUUUGGGCUAGCUUGAGGCCGGAUACAUCUCUUGUGCUGGAAAUGAUCAAGACAUCUGCCACCCGUCCUACUGAUGUCACAUCAACCGUUCCACACAUUUCAGUACCUCUGCAACAAACCACAUACGCUCCUGUAGUAUAUAUGACAUCUUAA
Molecule: messenger RNA, 1689 nt
Organism: Caenorhabditis briggsae
Lineage: Eukaryota; Metazoa; Nematoda; Chromadorea; Rhabditida; Rhabditidae
Gene: Cbr-nhr-25
Product: Protein CBR-NHR-25
Exons: 10
Coding region: 1-1689 (562 amino acids)
Biological process (GO): regulation of transcription by RNA polymerase II; tissue development; hormone-mediated signaling pathway
Cellular component (GO): RNA polymerase II transcription regulator complex
Molecular function (GO): zinc ion binding; nuclear receptor activity; RNA polymerase II cis-regulatory region sequence-specific DNA binding
Source: RefSeq, a predicted model, not a curated record